Molecule: messenger RNA, 1728 nt
Organism: Truncatella angustata
Lineage: Eukaryota; Fungi; Ascomycota; Sordariomycetes; Amphisphaeriales; Sporocadaceae
Product: aminotransferase class I and II
Exons: 4
Coding region: 225-1613 (462 amino acids)
Biological process (GO): biosynthetic process
Cellular component (GO): mitochondrion; cytoplasm
Molecular function (GO): L-kynurenine:2-oxoglutarate transaminase activity; pyridoxal phosphate binding
Source: RefSeq, a predicted model, not a curated record
GCUACCGGUAACUUAAUAGCAUGCCCAUUGCCAAAUUGCGUGAUUGACUCCGAUGGAAGACCGAUGACGGCUGUGACAUAGAGAAGCUUACAAAGCCCACCCAAGAAAGGCCGCAGUCCAAUUGUACGAUUUGGUUGCCGGCAGUGCAAGUGAUUCAGGCGCGCAGUCCAGUCGGUUCAAGCUCACUCACAAGAAUAAAGUGGACUGUGGCACCAGUAGGCUUCAUGAAGCUAUUCUCACAUCGCAACACUCAAAUUGCCCGGGGUAUUCUUCCACACUCUGCGCUACUGCGAUUAUCCAGCACGGGUCGUCGAGCUCUCUCUACAAGCAUGGCUACCGGACUUCCUGAUAAGUUGCGGCCUGCUGCCCGUGUCGCGGGACAGAGACAAGAUGUUUGGACAAUCGUCAACGAAGCUGCCGCGGCUUCGCCUAAGCAGCCUAUUGUGAACUUGGGACAGGGCUUCUUCGGCUACAAUCCUCCUCCCUUCAUCAUCAACGCGGCGAAGGAUGCCCUUGACAGGGUGGAGUGCAACCAGUACAGCCCGACCAAGGGGCGCCCUAGAUUAAAGAAAGCCAUUGCGGAUGCUUAUACCCCUUUCUGGGGACGCCAGCUCAACCCGGAAACGGAGGUCACCAUUACCACCGGUGCCAAUGAGGGCAUGCUCAGCGCUUUCAUGGCCUUCAUCGAGCCAGGCGACGAAGUCAUCAUCUUCGAGCCUUUCUUCGAUCAGUACAUCAGUAAUAUCGAAAUGCCAGGCGGCAAGAUUGUUUAUGUGCCGUUACACCCUCCCAAAGAUGGAGCAACCAAGACGUCCUCUGCUGGAAAUUGGGCAAUAGAUUUCGACGAGCUGGAGAAGGCCAUUACCCCCAAGACCAAGAUGAUUGUCCUCAACACCCCACACAACCCAGUCGGCAAGGUCUUCUCAAAAGAUGAACUCCAAAAGAUUGGUGACCUGUGUGUCAAGCACGAGAUCAUCAUUCUUUCCGACGAGGUCUACGACCGCCUCUACUACGUUCCCUUUACACGCAUUGCGACCAUCUCACCAGAGAUCGAGCGGCUUACUAUCACUGUCGGCUCUGCAGGCAAGAACUUUUACGCCACGGGCUGGCGAGUCGGUUGGCUUCUUGGACCGGAACACUUGAUCAAGCACGUUUCUGCAGCCCACACGCGGAUUUGCUACUCCUCUGUUUCCCCUCUACAGGAGGCUUGUGCUGUUGGUUUUGAGCAAGCCGAGAAAGAAGGCUUCUGGGAGGAGACUGUCAAGGACAUGAAGGGCAAGAUGGCGCGUUUCACUGAGGUCUUUGACGAGCUGGGACUGCCUUACUCCGAGCCAGAGGGCGGCUACUUUGUCUUGGUAAACAUGGCCAAGGUUCAGCUUCCUAAGGAUUACCCGUUCCCUCCACAUGUGGCCAGUCGCCCUCGAGAUUUCAAGCUGUCCUGGUUUUUGAUCCAGGAAGUGGGUGUUGCCGCCAUACCGCCUACUGAGUUCUACACAGACCCGAACACAUGGAUUGCAGAGGAUUACAUGCGCUUUGCCGUGUGCAAGGAGGACGAUAUCCUUGAAACUGCAAAGGAGAGACUGAGAGGAUUGAAGCAGUAUAUAAAGGAAUAGAUGACUACAGGCUUUACACUGAAAAUAAUAUCUGGGGUAUACUCGCAUGAGGACUCCGUAUACUCGUGAACGCUUUUCUCUCAUUCAUUGCAGACCUUUCACGAUCUGUAUGGAA